AUGUAUAAAGCUUUAUUCCCAGCCCAACCAUCAACCACAACAAAAUCAGAAAGAUUGGUUGAAUUACCUAGAAUUUGUUCAUGGGAUGAUAAGAAAAAGAACUUAGCUAUUCCUGUUAGAGUUACACAGAGACAAAAUUACAACCACUGUAAUUCUAAUAAUACUUCAAACAUUAACUCAAAGAGACGAAGUAACUUGGUACCUAUUAAUUUAACAUCGACAAGAAAGGUUCCUUCGAGAGAAAAAGAAAAAAGUUCCUUACCCUCUUUGUUCCUUUCUAAUACAAGAUCACUCGUUAAUAAAAUUGAGGAUCUGGAAGUUGUCAUUAACCAAAACGACGUGGAUAUAGUUUGUAUUACAGAAACUUGGCUGACCAAUAAUAUUUCCAACUCAGUAGUCGACAUUAGUGAUUACACGCUAGUACGGAAAGAUCGAAGCGCUGAUAAACGUGGUGGUGGUGUUUGUACGUACAUCAAAUCAUCAAUUGAUUUCACAACAAUUGACGAACUUAAUGAUUCCCCAUUUGAAUCUCUUUGGGUAUACCUCCGUCCGAACCGACUCCCACGAGGUUUUUCUUGCCUAAUUAUCGGUAUUAUAUACCACCCACCACAAGACGAUGAUGCUACUUUUACGGAUCACCUAAUUUCAUCUUUGGAUGCUGCUUUGAACAAAUAUCCUAAUGCUGGAAUUAUUUUGGUUGGCGAUUUUAAUCGUUUAAAUUACCGAUAUAUUAGUAACCAUUUUAACCUGCGACAAACCGUUAAAAAUCCAACACGUGGUGCUGCAAUCCUCGACCUAAUUUUCACCAACCUGUUUCACCAUUAUAGCACUCCUCAAAUUCUACCCGGAAUCGGCUUAAGUGACCAUAACUCCCUACUUAUUCGUCCUUUAAGGAGAACUCACAAAACGAAAGUAGAAUCAAUUUUUAGAAGAAAUGUAAAGCCAAGCAUGAAGUCCUGUUUUGGAAGAUGGUUAGCAUCUACUGAUUGGUCAUUCCUUGAAACACUAUCAAACUGUACGGAAAAACUCGCUGCUUUCCAAUCUUUGCUAAAUUUUGCUAUCGAAAUUUUCUUCCCACUCCGAAAAAUCAAACAACACCCAACAGACAGGCCUUGGAUUACUCCUGAAGUGAAGAGUCUAAUCCAGCAACGACAACAAGCAAUGUCCAAAGACCCUCCUGUUUACAAAAAAUUGAGAAAUAAAGUUAACAGGCUAAAUAACAGUCUUAGGAGUUCCUUUUUUGCAAAUAAGGUAAAAAACUGUGACAAUGUAGCUUCCUGGUGGAAAUCCAUCAAACAACUUGGAGGACUUCCUAAGAAAUUACCAGUAUCCAGUGUUUUUGUAUCGGGCAAAGAAUUCCAUUCAACCGAAUUAGCAACAAAAAUUAAUGAAAGCUUCCUGUGUAUCACUAACUCUCUACCACCUCUAAACAGCCAAUUGGAAAACGUUGAAACUGAUCCUGCUGUAGUUAACGAAAUUAUUUCAAAAUACCACAUCUCUCCUGAAGAUGUUUUUACGAAGCUCUCCAACCUCAAACGCACUAAAGCCUCGGGUCCUGACAACUUACCAAGUUGGGUCUUAAACGAGUUUGCCAUGGAACUCUCAUCACCCGUUGCUGAAAUUUUUAACGCGUCAAUCCAAGAGAGAGUCGUACCCGUUUCAUGGAAAGUAGCAGAUGUAAUACCUAUUCGUAAAACAGAUAAUGUUAAGGAAAUUGAAAAUGAUCUACGCCCAAUAUCUCUAACACCAAUUCUCUCAAAAACCUUGGAACAUUUUGUCGCAGAGUGGAUUAUGUCACAGAUCAGACACCUCGUUGACAGGAAACAAUUCGGAUCACUCGCCGGCUUAUCUACAACUCACGCUCUUCUAUCCUUUUUUCAUCAUCUGUAUGGAACUACCGACCAAUCUGACCAAUGCGUGCGUGUGCUGCUUCUGGAUUUUAGUAAAGCCUUCGACAAGAUUGAUCACCAUAUUCUUAUCAAGAAGAUGGAGGAAAUGGCCAUCGAUCCCGUUCUUAUUGCAUGGGUAAAACAGUUUCUUACUGGCAGGAAACAGCGAGUGAAGAUAGGUAAAUACACCUCAAGUUUCGAACCAGUGAACGGCGGGGUUCCACAAGGCACUGUCUUAGGUCCGAUUCUAUUUAUGAUUAUGAUAAACGAUUUGUUGGUUGAUUGGGACGAUAGAUGGAAAUAUGUUGACGAUUCGUCUGUUUCAGAAACCCUUUCUAGAAACCAAGAUUCGAACUUUCAAACUAUUUUAGAAGGAAUUACGCAGUGGUGUGCAAGAAAUAACAUGUCCUUAAACCCCCGUAAAUGCAAAGAAAUCCUCGUUUGUUUUUGGAAAAACAAUCCAAAUUUCCCUCCAAUGAUCGUUGACGAACAGCCCAUUGAAGUUGUGAAAUCCGCUAAACUCCUUGGCUUAAUUUUCAAGGACGACCUAAAGUGGAAUGACCACGUGGCUUACAUAGUGAAAAAAUCCGCAAAACGCCUUUACAUGCUUAGACUCCUCAAGCGAGCUCGUUGUGACACUAAAACAUUGAUAUCAGUGUAUUUUUCAUGUGUAAGACCCAUCUUGGAGUAUUGCGCCCAAGUUUGGCAUUAUAACAUACCUGAAUACCUAUCCAAAGAAAUAGAAAGGAUCCAGUCAAGAGCGUUGAAAAUAAUUAACCCAUCGUCAUCAUACAAAGAAUCCUUAUCAGAUCUCAAUAUCCCAACAUUGUAUUCUAGGCGCGAACUGUUAUGUUCAAAAUUUUUUAGAAAAAAGGUUCUUCCGCAAACUAGUCCUCUAUCCGAACUAGUUGAACCAGCCGAACAUCCAAGCUACAAUCUACGCACAUCGAAUAAACUCGUUCCAAUUAAUUGUCGGACAAAUCGCUUCAAAAAUUCGUACAUUCCCUCGUCUGUAACGAUUUAUAAUAAACACUGAGUAACUAUAAAUUACAUACAUUUUUAUUUGUAAAUAUUAUGGUAAUAUCAUACUAAAAGUUUUAAACUCUUCCUAUAUUAUAGUAAAUAUGUUUUUGUAAAUAUACAAUAUUUUUCUAAUCAACCUUACCCUGUAAAUGAUAGAUGUAUUUCAACCUUCAUGGUUGCAAAGUCUAUAUUUUAUUAAUAAAUUCAAAUUCAAAAGUUAAUAUAAGGCCAAAUAAAAAAAAAUACUUGGUUAGCGUCACACUCUCACAAAUUUUCAGAGGCGGGCGGGCGGAUUUUUUUUUAAAUUUUUACUCGUUUUUUAAUUUUUUAAUAGUAUUUUUGGAGGGGAUGGGGGCGGUUUUUCCACCAUAUCGGUGAUAUUUUUUGUACUGAUGUUGCGAAGGCCGCCAUUUUGCUUUAAGAACCUUGUAUACCCAAGCCUAUGCGCUCCUAUCGAUCAGUAUAUAGCGCGAAGGUCUGAGCAUGAGAAAAAUUUCAAAUAUUAAACUGUUUUAAGCUGUAAAACGAAGAGAUUUACAUAAAAAAAAUUUUAAAAAAUUCAGAGGCGGCAGAAAAUCGAAAGGCGGGCGGUGACGCUAACCAAGUAUUUUUUUUUUAUUUGGCCUAAUAGACAUGCUCCACUACAUCAUGUACAUUAACUGUAAUUAUAAUACAUUUUAGUUUUAAAUUAAUUUAAAAUUAUUCACUGUUAAUAAUUCCAUUGAAGAAGUCCAAUUAAAAUGGUUCAAAAUUAAACCAGCUUUUGUGUCUUCAAUUUCCAUACAUCUUGCUUGGUACUGCAGUAUUUUUCCACCCAGAUCAAGAUUAACCCUUUAAGUGGCAAUGCACCCUGAUAUGCCCUACAUUAUUAUUUUACUCUGUCUAACACCAGACAAUUUACUCAUCAAGGGAGAGUGCUGUCACUCUAAGGCUUAAUUGGGAAACCAGGGUGAGUCAGGACAAAUUCCCAAUUGUGUGAUAAAUGGUGUCCCAAUUGUAAGAUAAUUCUGGAAUAAACAAGAAUAUAUUAUAUGUUGUAAAGUUGAGUACAGAAAUGAUGAUGGGAAAAACAAGAGAUACCAGACCCAUUGGUGGUGCAAUUAUCAGACUUAAUGGUAUAACAACCAAAAGUCAGUGCCGUAGCAAGUUCGAUAAUUGGGGGGGGGGGGGCCCUCAUAUUCAUAUAUUCAUAUUCACAGUCCAUAAAAACAAUCCAUUUCAAAAGAAAUUAAUAACGCAGAACACGAAUAUAAUAUAUGAAUAUGAGCCUCCCCCAAUUAUCGAGCUUGCUAAGGCACCGAAAGUGGCCCUAAACGUUGGCCAUGAUACAAGGUAGAAAUUACCUUAUCAUUUCAAGGACUAUGAGUGCAAGGAUUGUCAGAACAUAGUUAGAAGUAAUUGCCAGAUUGGCCCCAGUGCAUUGAUACAGUAUUUCUGGUUUUUCAAAUUGUUUAAUUAAGGCUAUGAUAGGAGUUAUGUGCCACCUGAGCUUCUAUAUUAUCCCUACAACCAUGUGCCCCCCAACAAUGUGUUGUUAAUGACCAAUGUAACGUCUUUUCAUCAUACAGCAACAUUUAGUUACGGGGGGGGGGGUAUAUUUUGUUAUUUACAGGUAUUUUGGGAAAUAUUUGAAUGCUCCAAAAGUCUUGUCAUUGAUUUAAUAGCCUUGUAUGCAAAGUUUUAAGUUGGCACAUAAUCAUAUUACACAAAACCUGGAGUUAAUAGCACUUUAUAAAGUAAUUUAUAAAUAACAAAAAUUUGUAGUUUCAGCAACCAAAUUGUGAAAUACACAUGUUGCAAAAAAAACCCCAGCAAAAAGCUGUCUUCUUUAUAAUCCAAAGAGUUUAAGAGUGCAUUUCAUCGUGAAAUAUAAAGAUAUAAACGCAUAAAUAAAAUUGAAUAAAAUACCAACCUGUUUUUAUAUUGCUCGCUGGCUCCAAUUAAAGGCAUUCAACACUCUAGAUUUACGAAUACCUUCGAUUGGUUGUUAAUCGAUAGCUUUUCCAAACAUGACAGUGUUUCCUUUGAGUGCUUCUCUCAGUUAUCUGGCACAAUAAGAUUUUUCGCCUUUUAAAUUUUAAUACCACUAAUCAGCUGAAAGCCUGAAACAACAGGUUACAGGACAUUUAUGGAUUGUCCUGUAAUGGUGGUCUAAACCAUCUUGAUCAUAGCAAGAUAAAUUAUACUGACAUUCCUCAUGCGGACAAGGGAGUUUAUCAGCUAAAAACGCUCUGUGGUGUAUAUUAAAAUAGUCUUUCCUCUUUUGUUGUCAAAUUGUCCGCCAUUUUGUCUCUGUAAUCUGCCAGUCGUUAUUUUUCCCCUCGCCUUCCCUUUUCCACUUGCGCGUCCACAUUUGGUACUGAUCUAUAUAUAUAUAUGGAUAUAUACCUAUUCGUCCCUAUAUAUAAAAUUGAAAUUCAAAUAACGACUGGGGACGAGUCUGACUUCUAAUUACAAAACUAGAAAAUACAUGCAUGCAGAAAUCCCUCGCCUUGACAAAACCAUUGACAAAACCAUUGUAUUUUCCGAACAUGAAGUAGUUGUCAUAGUAACACGAUAAUUUUGUUAAUUUAAGAAUAUUUUUUUCAAAUGAAAAGUCCCCUAAAAUAUCACUUUUAAUUACGAAAUUAUCAAUUCUCCAAACACAUAUAUGUUAGAUAUGUUAUUAUACGUAUAAAACUAAACAUACUUUUGAGUUUUGGCUUUAUCGAUAAACUUUGAGUUUGAAAUAAAAUGAUUUUAAAUUCUCGCAUGCAAAUAACUUUGCUUUCUUUUUUAUUUAAAAAAUUUAAUAGAAUAAAAAAGGGUAGCCAAUAAAGUAUACACUAAAAUUAUAUGCUGUCUUGAUUCGUUUAUACGCAACGUCUAUACGAUCGGCUUUUAAAGCAAUUAUAAUUAAGCAAACAAUACAUUAAUAUUUAAAACAAACUUGCCUUCUUAACGUCGGCGACUUUCCUCCCUUCUUUUAGCCGAUUCUUUCGCCAUUUUUCUUAAAAAGCUUUUGAAAUUCACAAAAUCUUGCAAAAUAAAAUAUAUUUGCAAGAAAUCAUCAAAUCAAGAAAUGCAGUCGGUAUAAUGCAAAUUUUAAAUUUGACCAAUCAGUGUUCGCUAUUGAUGACAGUCCGCCAUAUUUUUGAGAUCAGUGAGGAUGACCACCCACCGUUGGUCACCGACGCCCGCGAUGGUUGAUGAACUUUAGAUUUCGAUAAUGCUUUCGUUUCCCCGGGUGUAAAUAACUGGGGGGGAAUUAGUACCCUCGCCCCAAGCUUACGUCCGAAACGGCGGCCGUUCGCUCGGGGAUUAUGCACAGGAACUAUACAGAAACAUCGUAUUUAGCUAAUAGGUAUGUUAAAUAAAUUUCACAAGAGUAAAAUACAGCGUAUAAAACUUUAUUUAAUUUGUCAUUAGUGUUAAACAACACACCGAGCUAUUUUUUAUGCCUUAUUGUGGAAAUAUUUUCCUCAAUAACAAAAAAAAACCUUUUGUUAUUGUUAUUAAUGCGAGUCCAGAAGAUAUGUGCUUUUUCCUCUUAAUAAUAGCUAAAUAAUAGUCUCAUACUGGCAUUGUCAGUUAAUAGCUAUCAUUUCUAAUCUGUAUUAGUCAGUCACACAUACAGCCAAGAUAAGAAACAGUGGCUUUGUGAUCUUCGUUUGCUUCCCCAGAUCAAAUUUGGCCAUUCGUUAUAA
Messenger RNA from Paramuricea clavata, 6598 nucleotides. NCBI's taxonomy places the organism in Eukaryota, Metazoa, Cnidaria, Anthozoa, Malacalcyonacea, Plexauridae. The record is from the annotation of a GenBank genome assembly.